Molecule: messenger RNA, 1243 nt
Organism: Monopterus albus (swamp eel)
Lineage: Eukaryota; Metazoa; Chordata; Actinopteri; Synbranchiformes; Synbranchidae
Product: glutathione S-transferase kappa 1
Exons: 8
Coding region: 373-1059 (228 amino acids)
Biological process (GO): glutathione metabolic process
Cellular component (GO): peroxisome; mitochondrion
Molecular function (GO): glutathione transferase activity; glutathione peroxidase activity
Source: RefSeq, a predicted model, not a curated record
AAGAAGAAGAAGAAGAAGAAGAAGAAGAAGAAGAACUUUUCUUUGAAGACUGGAACGGAUGUCUUAAAAGUAUUUUUACCUACAAGAAACCGGACUGAUAUUAAACUAAGAAGAAGAAGAAGAAGAGGACGAAGGCGUAGAAGAAGAAAACAAAGCUGGUCGAUUGUAAAUUAUUCCGCAGGACGGUAGCAAUGUGACGGUUUUGGCUUCCAGCAGCCCGUCCCCCCCUCUGAGUAGUUGAACUCUGACACACUGAGUAGUACAGUGAGGUUGCUUCUGGGCUCCCACAUUAGUUGCGUAAUAAUUAGCUAUCUUUACACUUAAUGUAAAUAUUCUUAACGAAAGUAAGAACCAGUGACUGCAUUCCCGAAGAUGACCUCCAGGAAAGUGAUCGAGUUGUUCUACGAUGUCGUUUCUCCGUACUCUUGGCUUGCCUUUGAGGUCAUGUGCCGCUACAGAAACACGUGGAACAUAGAUCUCAAAUUGCGCCCCGCAUUUCUCGGUGGCAUCAUGCAAGGAUCAGGCAACAAGCCCCCUGCCGUGAUUCCAAACAAAUUCGCAUACAUGGCCAAGGAUCUGGCUCGCUUGGGACAGUAUUUUGAUGUUCCCCUGCGUUAUCCCUCUGACCCCUUUGAGGUCAUGUUCAAUAAAGGCUCCUUGCCGGCAAUGCGAUUUUUAACAGCGGUACAUGAGGGGGAGAAGGGAAGAGACAAGCAGGUAGAGCAGGUGUCCCGGGAGCUGUGGAGGAGGAUCUGGUAUGAGGACAAAGACAUCACUGAACCUGCGUCACUGUCUGAGGCAGCGAUCAAAGCAGGACUGUCUGACAGUGAGAUUACAGAAGUGUUGAAGCAGUACACCUCAAAGGACAUCAAAGACAAACUGAAAAGUGCAACACAGAAUGCGCUUGAUUAUGGGGCAUUUGGCUUCCCUCUGCUGGUGUGUCAUGUAAACAGCAAGCCAGAGAUAUUUUUUGGAUCAGACAGAUUUGAGCUCAUGGCCCACUGCAUUGGAGAGAAGUGGCUGGGGCCUCUGCCUGACAAAUCAUCUGCCAAGCUGUGAGGUGAAAGCCGUUGGUGUGCUCACAGAUUGUCCAAUUGUGAUUUUCUCAAAUAAGUCAAAAUAUCAUAUUUUCUAUGCUGUCUUCUGAAAUGAAGCAGUAACAUUCUAAUGAAUGUAAUCAAAAAGUAAUUCAAACAAUAUAACAUACCACUUUACUGUGCCUAUUAAAAGAAGGCUGACAAAU